Molecule: messenger RNA, 1786 nt
Organism: Aricia agestis (brown argus)
Lineage: Eukaryota; Metazoa; Arthropoda; Insecta; Lepidoptera; Lycaenidae
Product: gelsolin-like
Exons: 15
Coding region: 94-1716 (540 amino acids)
Biological process (GO): barbed-end actin filament capping; actin polymerization or depolymerization; actin filament severing
Cellular component (GO): actin cytoskeleton; cytoplasm
Molecular function (GO): phosphatidylinositol-4,5-bisphosphate binding; actin filament binding
Source: RefSeq, a predicted model, not a curated record
CCCAGAUGUAAGUGUGACCCACACCGGAGUUAUCUAAGCGACCGGUCCUUACAUCACCAGUGCGCGCCGUUUGGUGCAAACGUGUUUUACAAGAUGAAGGUGCUACUAGUGUGUCUUGCGGCACUUGCCGCUGUGUGUGCGCGCACCACAACCCGCCAACAGGCCAUCACCCCGCAUAUCACCUCGCUGACUGACAAGGAUGCCCGUCAGAAAGCGCGAGUGCACCCAGCCUUCGCGUCCGCGGGCCAGCGCACCGGGAUAGAACUCUGGAGGAUCAAGGAUUUUGAGCCUGUACCCGUACCUGAGAAGGAAAUCGGCACCUUCUACAAAGGAGACUCGUACAUCGUCCUGAAGACAACAUCGGACAAACGCAACAACCUGGCCUGGGACAUCCACUACUGGAUCGGCAGCGAGUCCUCCCAGGACGAGGCUGGUGCGGCCGCCAUCCUGACAGUGGGGCUGGACGACAAGUUCGACGGGAAGGCCGUCCAGCACCGAGAGACCAUGGGAUAUGAGAGCUCGCAGUUCCUUAAUUACUUCAAAAAUGGAGCCGUGCGGUACCUGGAUGGUGGUAAUGCCUCCGGCUUCAAGCACGUCACCACCAACGCCGGAGCCGAAAAGCGUCUCUUCCAAGUCAAAGGAAAGAGAAACGUUCGAGUGCGCCAGGUGGACCCUCUCAUCUCAUCCAUGAACAAGGGUGACUGCUUCAUCCUGGACAUUGAUCAGGACAUCUACGUGUACGUCGGGGAGAAGGCCAGGAACGUGGAGAAACUGAAGGCUAAGGCGGUAGCUGACCAGAUCAGAGACCAGGACCACCACGGUAGAGGCCGCGUGGAGAUUAUUGAUCAAUACUCGAGUGAAGUGGACACUCAGAAGUUCUUCACGGCUUUGGGAUCUGGCAACCGGGACUUGGUACCAGAAGACAGCGCCGGUGGUGAUGACCAGACUUUCGAGAAGAGUGAGGAGCAGGUGCCCAUCCUGUCGGAGGUCUCAGAUAGCUCCGGGAAGCUGAAGGUCACGCCGCUGUCCAGGCCUUUCAGACAGGAACAGCUCAAGCCACAGGAAACAUACAUUUUGGACACAGUGAGUGGCAGCAUUUACGUCUGGGUUGGGAAACAAGCGACUCAAAGUGAAAAGAACGAAGCAAUGAACAAGGCCCAACAAUAUUUGAGCUCCAAAAACUAUCCAUCAUGGGUCCACAUCGCCAAGAUCCCCCAGGGUACGGAACCAGCGAUCUUCAAGCAGUACUUCUCCACGUGGCGUGAUGUCGGCAUGUCGCACUCACGCGUUGUCAGAUCCGUAGAGGAUCAGAAAGAUACGAACUUCGAAUGGAGGCUGCAGAGCCUGAAUGUACCUGAGACCAAGCUGUAUGAGGUGGUAGCGCUGUCCCCCUCUAAUGUGUAUUUCAAACCGAUACUGGACUUCAAGCAAAUGGACUUGGAAGAAGAUGGCGUAUAUUUCCUGGAGAAAGAGGAUGAGAUCAUUGCCUGGAUCGGAAAGGAGGCUCCUCUGCAUAAAGUGAAGGCCACCCCCAUAUAUUUGGAUAACUACUCUCGAGGACAAAACAAGAGGGUGACAUUGAUGAAGCAGGGAUUGGAGACUCCGGCAUUCAGCAGGUCUUUCAGGAAAUGGGACCCCGACAUGUGGAUUAAAGUGAACACAUAUGAGAUGGAAAGGGAAAGAGUCUUGAGGAACAACGAGAUCGACGACAACUGAAUUUCUAUUAAUUAAGCAAUAAACUCGCAAUACUCUUUAUACGUGUUAAGUAAUAAAUAUUUUAAUUAUU